AUUUCUUCCAUCAGCUACUGUGUAAUCUUAACAGGUUGAAGGCGUCAAGAUACUUUUUUUUAUUAAAAAGAAAUCUCUUUGGUCUGCAUAAUGUGCUUGGCGACGGUUCCAUUUUAAGCUGUUUUUGUGUCCGGUCAGAUCACGUCUGCCCAUCCCGCAACCGGCGAUAGCAAGCAGGAUCGCUUAUUUGUUAAAACAAAUAUUUUGGCGUUUAUUAUUCACUGUGAUUUCGCAUUCAUCUACUGCUUCCAAAAAACGUUCUUUUUCUCAAAUCAACCAUUCCAAGAACGCACACAAUGGACAUUGUCAUGGACGACAAAGCAACACAGCCGACAGGAGAGUCCAAAAAGCGGCCCAGAAUAAACGGCUCGGUGAAGAAGCGCAAGCCAAUGCGGGCAUCCACAUCCAGAUCCGACAUUUACGUGACUCGCGAGCGGCGCAAGUUCAACGGCCAGCUGAACCGUGCGAGGAAGCUGCUGUUAGAUCGGCAUUUCCCAUCAAUUACCAUCCACGGGCUCGGCGCUGCCAUCCAGCAGGCGAUCAUGCUGGCAAACGCUGUCAAGGCCAGUCUGGGAGAUCAGGCUACCAUGGAAGUCACAUCCGACACCGUGACACUGUUCGACGAGGUGAUUCCCGAGGAUGAUGACGCCGAUACUGUCACUCAAGCGCGGCAAAACUCUGCUAUUCAUAUUAAAGUGGCGCUGAUUGACGACAUUGUCAGCUUGAUCAAUCCCAAGCGGAAGUAAAAAUGGUUUAUUUUGUGAGG
Messenger RNA from Kickxella alabastrina, 766 nucleotides. RefSeq lists its product as uncharacterized. Gene Ontology annotation, biological process: tRNA 5'-leader removal. The transcript has a single exon. Gene Ontology annotation, cellular component: ribonuclease MRP complex; nucleus; nucleolar ribonuclease P complex. NCBI's taxonomy places the organism in Eukaryota, Fungi, Kickxellomycota, Kickxellomycetes, Kickxellales, Kickxellaceae. The coding region runs from base 297 to 746 and encodes 149 amino acids. The record is from RefSeq and is a predicted model, not a curated record. Gene Ontology annotation, molecular function: nucleic acid binding.